CGUUGGCAACACUGUGAUAAAUCAUCAACCGCACCUAAUGUUUAUUUACUUAUCAAUAAAUUAAAGAUGAUGCACUUUGAGAAAAAAUCACCGAGCACGGGAACGCCGUCGGUGUACUCCCACGUAACGAACAGAAGCAGCGCACACCUGCGGAGCACCAGAAGUCGCAGCUUAAAGUCCCUCCAAGUGCCUUGGUACAAAAAGCCCCUAAUUCAAGACGUAAUCUGCCUGGACGUGCAACGGAUCUCCCUAAUCACCGGUUUUUUCUCACUGAUUCUCUCGAUCUUCACGGUCGUAACGGCCGCCUUCGACAUCUACUGCUACUCCAUGGCGGCGCCCGGCUCGACGCACUACGGCUUCUACCUCAUUUCGUACGAAUUCGUUUACGUCGGAAGCAAACACGUCCGUAACGCUUUAGUGAUGUUCGCUAUAUUUUCAAUUUUGGGCGGCGCAAUCGUGUUCGUCACCAGCAUCAUGCUUAUCAUCGCGUUACGUAACGAGUAUGAGAAGAAGAUGCUGCCGUGGAUCGUCUCCUUCGGCGUUUUCACGAUGUUUCGUUUCUUGGCCUACUUGUUUUUUUCGAUCGUUAACGACAGGAUCUUCGCGUACAACAGCUUGAUGGUCGUCAUAUGGACGAUUUGCAUUAUUGCGAGUAUCUACGGUUGGGUCGUCGUCUACUCGCUGUACAUCGAGUUGACUGACCUGACCCGUUUGGAGGACCUGGCGCAUUUGAGGAAAGUUGAUUGGAACAAUGCAGUCGCUCAACGCAUCGACAACCCAUUCCCUGGCGGGUUCUCGUCCGACGACACCGCACAGUACGGUCUCGACGAUGCCAGUGAACUAACAAGCAGCAUGCCGGGUCCGUCGCGUUCUAUUUCUUUUUUUACAGAUACCGACGGUACAAUGACGAGGGACUGUACAGUAUCGACAAUAGCGGUCGAUUAGUAUUAUUUUAUGCUUGUAGUUUUAAGUACAAUUUAUUCUUUCCGUCCAUUUUUGUACUUUUUUUGGAAAUAUAUUUUCAUAAUGUA
Photinus pyralis (common eastern firefly) is the source of this 1031-nucleotide messenger RNA. RefSeq lists its product as uncharacterized. The record is from RefSeq and is a predicted model, not a curated record. Lineage: Eukaryota; Metazoa; Arthropoda; Insecta; Coleoptera; Lampyridae. The transcript is spliced from 7 exons. The coding region runs from base 67 to 945 and encodes 292 amino acids.